Molecule: messenger RNA, 2222 nt
Organism: Colletes gigas
Lineage: Eukaryota; Metazoa; Arthropoda; Insecta; Hymenoptera; Colletidae
Gene: CARPB
Product: carbonic anhydrase-related protein 10
Exons: 10
Coding region: 661-1614 (317 amino acids)
Molecular function (GO): carbonate dehydratase activity; zinc ion binding
Source: RefSeq, a predicted model, not a curated record
AAGGAACGCUCCGUCCUUGCCCACGUCCUGGCGUGUGCGCAGACGUCCUAGCCGCUCGACGACGAGGACGACCGAGUGGAAGAGCGCGGAGGCGCGAAACGCUCGUUCCGCCGUGUCCGGAAGCAUCGAUGUGGCCGAACGUAGAGGAGGGCCACCCGAUACAGGAGCAAACGAGUGCAAUGCACUUGGACGGACGAAGACGGCAGGCAAAACGAGAGAGGAAAGGACAGGAGUCGCGCGUGCGCGUGACGCGGGGGGCACCUGAAAGGCCCGACGGAGAUCUAGAUGGAGUACGGAUCGGGAGGGAGUGAAAGAGAGAGAGGUAGGAGGAACGUACACAGCGGCCUCGUAGGGCAGUCGUUCCUCCUUCGUCGUUCCUUCGCGAGGCGCGGAGCCGCGCUUUUAACGAAAUUAUUGCGUGGGGAAAAAAGCUCUCACGGCCCCUGGGCCACGAGCAACCCGACGUAGACUAGCCAUAGGCGUGCCAGGUCUCUCGUCUGGAAUUUCUCGUCGCGUGCUGGCCCGUCGUACAGUGCAAGUGCCAGGUGGAGAAGCGCGUGAAGGAGACGGAGGUGGGGAAUAGACGCGACGUCGUCCUGCUCGUCGUCCACGAAUCGAGACGAAUGAUGUUCAAUUGACGAAGACUGCGCAGCGCUAGGAAUGGCCCCAUUCAGUUCCGUCUUCCUCGGCGUUUGGGGAGUGUUUGUUAUCGUUUUGAUACAAGAAUCUAGGCCCCUCAGUUGGGACGACUGGUGGACCUAUGACGGUAUUUCCGGUCCCGGCUUCUGGGGUCUCAUCAAUCCCGAAUGGUGGCUCUGUCACAAAGGCAGACGACAGUCGCCGGUGGACCUCGAGCCUUCCAGGCUCCUAUUCGACCCGAACCUGCAGCCACUGCAUCUUGACAAGCACGGGAUCGGUGGAGUCCUAGCAAACACUGGCCACAGCGUGGUCUUCGCCGUCGACAACGACACGCGUCAUCCCGUCAACAUUUCUGGCGGGCCACUGAGCUAUCGUUACCAGUUCCACGAGAUUCAUCUGCAUUUUGGACUGGACGAUCGAACCGGAAGCGAGCACACCGUGGAUAAACACGCUUUCCCUGCAGAGCUGCAAAUAUAUGGGUUCAACUCCCAGCUCUACAACAACUUCUCGGACGCUCUGCCCAGGGCGCAGGGCAUCGUGGCGGUGUCGCUGCUCCUCCAGGUGGGGGACCUCUCGAACCCGGAGCUGCGAAUAUUCACCGAACAGCUGGAUAAGAUCAGAUACGGAGGCCAAACGAUGGAGAUUAAGCGUUUCGUGAUACGCGAGCUCCUGCCGAAGACGAAAUAUUACAUGACGUACGACGGCUCCAUGACGAUGCCAGACUGCCACGAGACAACCACGUGGAUCAUCCUGAACAAGCCGAUAUACAUCACGAAGCAGCAGCUUUUAUCACUGCGACAACUGAUGCAAGGGGACAAGGACCAUCCGAAUGCACCUCUUGGGAAUAAUUUCAGACCUACGCAGCCGCUGCAUCAUCGUCCCGUGCGAACGAACAUCGACUUUAACUUUCAGGGACCGAAAAACUGUCCGACGAUGAAUAGGGACAUAUAUUACAAAGCAAACAGCUGGAAAUAACCCCGAGGAACCGAAGAAGACGCCUGGCGUUCGCAGUUAACUACGCUUUCCUUGGGACGAGCUGGAACUUCGCCGUUAAGAGAAUAAAACCCAUUGACAUAUCAAUUAAAAUGAAACGCGCGUGAUCGGCGGGUCACCGUCGAAACCGAUCGAGCAAGUCCGCGAUGGCGCGUGUUGUUGAGGUCAGGAGCGAGUGAGGAUGAGAAAGAGUGCGCAAGAGUGAGAGAAACAGAACAAAAAAAAAAAACCAAGAAAAAUGCUUCGUUGUACUAUUAGACGUGAAUUGCCAAGUAUGUUUCCAGUAACGAGAAAAAAAAAAAAUGAAGAUAUAAAGAGAUAUAUAGAGAUUACAACUUAGCGGAGAUAAGGUAACCGUAAGAUUACACAAGAUAUAUUAUUAUACGUAUAUCGAUCAACUAUCGAAAGCUAUGACUAUCGUGGCCUGCGUGGGAGGGGUUUCUGGGGGACGGGGGGUGGGGAUGGUCGAGAAGAGAGAUGCGACACUAUGUAUAAAGAUUCAUGCGUGACGGUGCACACACAGACACACACAUACACACUAUCGAACGAAAGUUUAUACUAUAUUCUUGUAAUAAAACGCUGAAAACGUA